This is a messenger RNA of Numida meleagris (helmeted guineafowl), 1639 nucleotides long. RefSeq names its product phenylethanolamine N-methyltransferase (gene PNMT). Bases 131 to 1627 code for a protein of 498 amino acids. Lineage: Eukaryota; Metazoa; Chordata; Aves; Galliformes; Numididae. The transcript has 3 exons. Gene Ontology annotation, cellular component: cytosol. Gene Ontology annotation, molecular function: phenylethanolamine N-methyltransferase activity. The record is from RefSeq and is a predicted model, not a curated record.
UGGGGAAACUGAGUCACAUCCCAUUGCUGUGGGUUGCAGGUCGGGGGGGAAGGGAGGGGGGAGGGGGCAGAUCUCUCUUAUAUAACUGUGCUUCCCCCCCCCCCCUUAACAGCCCGUGCCAGGGCUCAGGAUGGCCCCGGUGCCAGUGCCCAGAUUAGCUGUUCCCUCCUGGAUGGAUCCUCCUGUCCCUGGGCCACCGCCAGGCCCUGCACCCAUCCCCUUCCAAACCCCAUCCCUCCCCACCCGCUGCCUGUGGGGCUUCACCACCUUCACCCCUUCCCUCGCCCAGCCCCACAAGCGGCACCGCCCCACGUCCCAGGCUGCUGGGCACAAUGAGUGCGCCGUGAGCUGGAGGGGUUGGUGGGGCCGGAUCCUGCCAGGGGCUGAGGUCCAGCACACUCAGUUCAGCAGUGACAGCUGCAUGAGGGAGCACCUGGACAGUCCCCAUCCCUGUCCUUACCUCACUGCCUUCCCGCUCCCUGCCUUCAUUCCCAUUCCAGCCCCCAUCUCCAUCCCCAUCUCUCCUGUGCCACACGCAGGGGUCGGAGCAGCCCCUUUGGAGUGGUCAUGCCCCCACUUUGGUGCUGGGACCCCCCCCCAGGGCUGUCACAACCCUGAGGGCUGCAGCUCCCACUUGGGGGGAGCACAGCAGGGCCGGCUCCGGCCGCGGGCGCUGACACUAACCCGGUUAUCCACGAUGGAUGGCUGCAAUCAGCGCCGAGCGGACGCUGCCAUAACUCACCAUGCCCCCCCCCUCCCACCCCCCCCUCUUCUCCUGGUUAUCGGGGCUAUAAAUGGGACGCGGCGUUGGCACAGCGCAGCCCCCGCCAUGAGCAGCCUGGAUGCCGUCCGGGAGGGCUACGCGCGCUUCGACCCCCACGCGUACCUGCAGAACAACUACGUGCCCCCCCGCGCCGACUUCUCCUCCGAGGAGUUCGUGGUGCCCUGGAAGCUGCGAUGUUUGGCCGAGACCUUCGCCAGCGGUGAGAUCCGCGGGCGCACGCUCAUCGACGUGGGUUCGGGCCCCACCAUUUACCAGCUGCUGAGCGCCUGCGACCACUUCGAGGAGAUCGUGGCCACCGAUUUCCUGGAGGCGAACCGGGAGGAGCUGCGGCGCUGGGUACGGGGAGAGCCCGGAGCCUUCGACUGGAGCCCCUUCAUCCGGCACGUCUGCAAGAUCGAGGGGCGCGGGGAACCCUGGCAGGAGAAGGAGCAGCGGUUGCGGGGCCGCCUGCGGCGCAUCCUCCCCAUCGACGUGCACCGUGCAGACCCCCUGGGUGCCCCGCUGCGCCCUGCGGCCGACGCGCUGCUCUCCGCCUUCUGCCUGGAAGCCGUCAGCCCCGACCGCGCGGCCUUCGGGCGAGCGCUGGGGAACGUGGGCUCCCUGCUGCGCCCGGGGGGGCACGCGUUGCUGCUGGGGGCUCUGGGGGAAUCCUUCUACCUGGCGGGAGCGGCGCGGCUGCCCGUGGUGCCGCUGGACGAGGACGACGUCCGCGGGGCUCUGAGCGGCGCCGGGUUCGCCCUCCGUGAUUUCCGCUCCUACUCCAUGCCGCCCGCGCUGCGCACCGGCGUGGACGACGUCGAUGGCGUGUUCUUCGUCCACGCGCAGAAACCGCUGGAAGGCUGAGCCCCCCCCACC